This is a messenger RNA of Camelina sativa (false flax), 1356 nucleotides long. NCBI's taxonomy places the organism in Eukaryota, Viridiplantae, Streptophyta, Magnoliopsida, Brassicales, Brassicaceae. The record is from RefSeq and is a predicted model, not a curated record.
AUGAGAGGAGCUAUCUCGCAGGUUCUCAGGAAUCUUUCGAGGGCAAGGGCAGGGUUUAAGGGAAGCAGCAAAUACGAUUGGGGAAGCAGGGGGUUCAAUUUCGCAGGUUUACCCUGGAAACCCCAUGUCAAACAUCACAAAAAGGAGGUAUGUGACUUACGAUUGGGCAAGCAGAGGUUCAAUUCGCAGUCAAACAUCACAGAAAGGAGGUAUGUGACUUACGGUUUUAAUCCCGGAGAUGCUGAUAAAGAGUCAUUGGAUAGGAUGGCCCAAAUUAAUGAUUUCUCUCGAAUUUUAGGGCUAGUAAAGAAACAAGGGAAAUUAGGGGAUGUAGAAUUAGUUGAGUUUAUCCGCGGAAAGAUUAUGGAAUUUUCCUUUGAGCUUCUAGAUGUGAAUGACCAUCAGUUGUUGCUAGAGAUUUACUCAGACUGUGGGAUGGUAAGUGAUGCUCUGUGUGUAUUUGAGGAAAUGCCUCUGCAGACUCCAGAGGCUUGGCAUGAAAUAAUUCGAUGUCUUGUACAAAAUGGAUUAGGGAAAGAAGCUCUUACGAUGUUUCGUUGGUAUAAAGAAGAGGGAAACAAACCUGACAGUUCAAUAUUCCUAGAUGUUCUCUAUGCGUGUAAACUGGUUGCUAAUGCUAAGGAGGGAUUGUCGCAAUAUAAAUCCAUGCAUCAAGACUAUGGGAUUUAUCCCACCGUCCAGCACUAUGCAAGCUUGGUAGAAUUGGUAGAAUUUUGUGCUUCUCUUGGCCACUUGGAUGAAGCACUGGAAGUUGUGGAGAGUAUGCCCGUGGAUAGCGUUGAUGUGUGGGAAACUUUGAUGAAUCUCUCUUGGACGCAUGGAGAUAUAGAGCUUGGAGAUCGGUGUGCGGAAAUCAUUGAUGGGUUGGAUCCGACAAGGUUGGACAAACACUCAAGGAAAGGGUUCUUACCGGUUAAGCCAUCAAAGACUCCUAAGCGAUUCUUGAGCAUUUACGAUGGGCCCCCUCAAUACAAGGCAGGGGAUCUCUUUCUGCCUCAUAAUGUUGAACUCUUGGAGCUACUGACUAGUCUGAUGAAGCAGAUGGUAGAAAUGGGAUAUCAGGCAGAUAUUAGUGAGGUAGUUCAUGAUGUGGAGCAAGAAUGCAAAGAGAGAACGCUUCUGGGUCAUAGCGAGAGAUCUGCUUUUGCUCACUUUGUUCUCAACUCUCCACCACGUGCACCAGUCACGGUGAUAAAACACAUUCGAUCAUGUGUUGACUGUCAUACUGCAUUCAAGAUGAUGGGAGCCAUAGUUGGUAGAAAAAUCUUCUCCCGAGAUCGUAAGAGAUUCCACCACUUUAAUAACGGGGUUUGCAGCUGUAAGGAUUAUUGGUGA